Molecule: messenger RNA, 954 nt
Organism: Macaca mulatta (Rhesus monkey)
Lineage: Eukaryota; Metazoa; Chordata; Mammalia; Primates; Cercopithecidae
Source: RefSeq, a predicted model, not a curated record
CGUGAUGUGCUUCUCCUGCCUGAACCAGAAGAGCAAUCUGUACUGCCUGAAGCCGACCAUCUGCUCCGACCAGGACAACUACUGCGUGACCGUGUCUACUAGUGCUGGCAUUGGGAAUCUCGUGACAUUUGGCCACAGCCUGAGCAAGACCUGUUCCCCGGCCUGCCCCCCUCCCAGAAGGCAUCAAUGUUGGUGUGGCUUCAUGGGCAUCAGCUGCUGCCAGAGCUUCCUGUGCAAUUUCAGUGCAGCCGACGGCGGGCUGCGGGCAAGCGCUACCCUGCUGGGCGCCGGGCUGCUGCUGAGCCUGCUGCCGGCCCUGCUGCGGUUCGGCCCCUGACCGCCCAGACCCUGUCCCCCGAUCCCCCAGCUCAGGAAGGAAAGCCCCAGCCCUUUCUGGAUCCCACAGGGUAUGGGAGCCCCUGACUUCUCACGUGCCUGAUCUGUGCCCUUGGUCCCAGGUCAGGGCCCACCCCCUGCACCUCCACCUGCCCCAGCCCCUGCCGCUGCCCCAAGUGGGGCCAGCUGCCCUUACUUCUGGGGUCGAUGAUGUGACCUUCCUUGGGGACUGCGGAAGAGACGAGGGUUCCCUGGAGUCUUAGGGUCCUUCAUCAGGACCAAGUCCCAUGGACACGCUGACAGCCCCCAGGGAGGCUGUGUCAGUAGGGAUGUGUGCCUAGCUGUGUACGUGGGUGUGCAGUGCAUGUGGGAGCACGUGGCGGCUUCUGGGGGCGGUGUUUGGGGAGGGAGGGUGCCGGCAGCCUGGAGAGCCUCAGUCUCCUGUAGCCCCUGCCCUGGCACAGCCGCAUGCCGUCAAGGGCAGCCUUUGGGAGCUGGGAUUUCUGCCGCUUCCAGGUCUAGGCCCCGCCCCAAAUCCAGCCAGUCCUGCCCCAGCCCACCCCUACAUUGGAGCCCUCCUGCUGCUGUGGUGCCUCAAAUAAAUACAGAUGUCCCCCA